Messenger RNA from Drosophila albomicans, 2856 nucleotides. RefSeq lists its product as uncharacterized. Gene Ontology annotation, biological process: positive regulation of DNA-templated transcription. The transcript has 6 exons. The record is from RefSeq and is a predicted model, not a curated record. NCBI's taxonomy places the organism in Eukaryota, Metazoa, Arthropoda, Insecta, Diptera, Drosophilidae. Gene Ontology annotation, cellular component: nucleus. Gene Ontology annotation, molecular function: transcription coactivator activity; protein binding. Bases 296 to 2167 code for a protein of 623 amino acids.
UCUUCGACCAUUUUUUUUUAGCGUGAAUGUACUUUUAAUUGUGCUUGUUGAAAUUGUGUAAAAAGUCAAUGAAAACGUUUCGAAUACAACUAAAAAGUGUUGUGCUGUGCACUAAACGCUCUAGCACGAUAAUUAACAUACAGCAAACAAUGUGCACACAAUAAUUCCAUUGAAUAAAACGGUAGCACAAAAUAGCGCCUGUCAACUUCACUCAGUAACAACUACGGGUAUCCAAACUAUUUUGGCAUUGGCAUUUUGAGUGCUGUGUUGUUGCUUCUCCAGCUGCUGCAUCAAUAUGGUUUCAACGCGCCAAAUGUGUGGUGCUGGUGCCGGAUUCGAAGAGACGCCAACAUCGUCCACUCGAGCCUCUGUGGUGCGACGCACUACACAAUAUCAAAACCAGCAUCAACAUCAACAACUCCAUCAACAUCCACAGCAGCAGGUUGCUGCCUCCAGUUCAACGGUGGCGACAAUUGCAGCACCUGUUUUGAAUUUUCUUGAUUUGCCCACGGAACUGAUUCAUAAAACACUUGGCUACUUGGAUUAUAAGAAAAUUAGCAAUCUGCGAUCGGUAUCCAAUCGGAUGAACGACAUUUGCAUGAAUAUGCUGAAUGCCGCCUUCGCCAGGCAAAUAAAGACGACAUUCAAUCGAUUCCAGUCGAUCAAGGCGAGCAUGCCACGUCGGGAGUCGGCACGCCGCAAUCAUCCGUUGGCCUGUGAAUGCGACAUUAUCGAAACAUGUUACAUGCGCCUCUCGUUGCUCCAAAUGUCAAUGGGCAAGCACAUUGAGCGUGGUCAUUGCUGUUUCUUUCCGGGUGCCAUACUCGAUGAGGUCCAGUCUAUUUUGAACUAUAUAAGUAUUACGCCGCGAUUGCAGCGUCCAUAUCGCGUCACCGAUGAACUUUUUGAUCUCUCCACCAUGGCCAUGGAGUAUUUUAAGGAUCGCAUUGAACCCACACUGCCUGGCCUGGCGUACAAGGACUUCUUUCAAUUACCCAUCACCACAAAGCGGCCUACUCUGGCCAUCAGCUCGGAUCUCUCGGACAAUUCGAAUAACUCACCACCUCAGAAUCAUAUGGUACUGCGUAAGGGAAUACGCAAGAUCAAACAGGGCAUGAAGAUGUACAACAAUCAGCUGUCGGUGCUGCGCACCGAGCUACGCACUUGCAAGCGCAAGGCUGCUGAGCAGGGCAAGCAGCUGGCGGAGCAACAGAAUCUGCUGGCCGAGCAUCAGAAGCAGACGCUUGAAUAUGCAAACCGUCUAGACGAGAAUGACAAAAAGAAUGAGGAAAUGGCUCGCAAAUUUUCCACAUUGUUGCAGGAACUCAACAAGUGUAAGACCGAGCUACAAUUCUGGCGCUCCAAGAGUCCCGCCAUUCCACCAGUUUGCAGCUCGUGCAAUCAAAAGCUGCCACAAGUGCUGCCGCCAGAGGACUUGCAGGCACUGGUUAAUCAGGGAGUGGAUCCCGAGAAUAUAAUCAUCAUCAACGAGGAGAUUGAUGCUGAUGCGGAUGUUGAAGCCGAUGCAGAUGGAGAUGCGAAUGGAUCUACUGAUAAUAAUGAUGCUGUGACCACCACAGUCACGGUGACCGUUGAGAAGCCAUUCGCCUCACCAGACGAAACCACCACAGCCAAGCUGCUGGCCGUUAAUUUGGCCGCUAAAAAUCUAAAGCGCAAGUAUGCGACAGUGUUCGAUGCCGACACCGCAACCACCGCUGCAACGUCCAAAGCAAUUGCGUCCAAUGCGUCAUCGUCUAACGCAAACAUGAACUCGAAUUCGAAUACGAAAGUUGUUCAGCAGCAGGAACACCCGACUGAAAGCGCCAAUUGUGGCUAUCCAACGAAGCUCUUUUAUGGCAAUCAACCGCAGCAGUCACAACAACAGCAGCAACAACAACAACAACAACAGCAGCAGCAGCAUCAACGUAGCGGUGUCAUUGUCAGUCCAGUGUCCAUGAAGCUGGCAGUGAUCAAUAAUGGCAAUGGUGGAAUCUCAUCAUCGGAGCAGCAGUUGCAAUCAAGUGCCGCCGGCGACACAUUGCCAACGGCUGUCGGAGCAACUGAUCCGACGAGUGCUGGCAACGUGGAGCCGGUGGAGUCGAAGAAGGCACGUAGAGUACAAAAAGCCAAUAGAUGUGUAAGUGCACAUGGCAAACGGAGCAAAUAAGCAUAAAAACAAAAUACAUUUUUUACUACUUACGUAUAUACAAACUCACACACACAUACAAUACAUAUAUUUACAUAUAAAAGUCGCAACCGAACACACACACACAGAAAGAGAUGUGCGUGUGCUCGCGUGAACUGUAGUGUUAAAAACAAAAUAAAACAAAACAAAAGAAACAAACAAAAACAAAUGAUCAAGAGAAAAAGGAAAUCAAAUUAAGAAUAUACCUUAAACGAACACACAAGCAUAGAUAGAUGUGUAUGUAUAUGGAUUACCUAUAUGUACAUGUAUAACUUUUAUGAACAUCUCCGAGUGCAUUAGGCGCUCUGAUAAUCAUUAUCAUUAUUAUUACAAUUAAUUAUUAUCAUUACGAUUUACAAAGUGUAUCUCUGUAUGUUCUUUGGCCCCAAAUUAGCGCCAAUACAACAUAAAAACAACAAACACAUUACACCAGCAAUUAAAAUCAACACACACACAUACAACACUCUCGUCGUAUACUUAACGAAGCUAAGUUUUUUUUGUAGUUUGAAGUGUAUUGACAGACAGAGCAAAAGCGAUAAUAAUAAUUUAAAAUCGACAUAAGUUUAAUUAUGAUUAGUAGCCACACACACAUACACGUAUAUACACACACACACAAACACAACCACUCCUCAAAAUAAGGCAUGUGUGUAAGACAGAAAAUGGAAAAGAAA